UAUUUUUCUUGAGUUAAAUAGUGUGUUUCCUAAAAUUCUGUGCUCAACUCCAAAUAUCAUCAUUUAUGUAAAGUAAAUGGUGUGAUUAUAUUUUGGACGUUCUAUAAAUUGGCUUUCAAAUUUGACGUUGCUAUUUGUUAUCUUUGGCGCUUCUUUGUCUGUACUAUUGUGAAUGUUUGCAGAAAAGCUUAAUUGUUAAAAAUGGACACGGUUGAAGCAAAUGAUAAUGUUAAUCGUGACGAUUUAAUCAUGAAGCAACAACGUGAGAUUGAGAAGGAGAUAAGUGAGACCACCCCUCUGGUUAGCGAGAAGGUCCUCGUCACAACUCUUCAAAGCGAAUACACCAGCGACACCGUGUUCCUAUCUAAAAUUCAGGACUUGUCUAAAAAGUACACAUUCAUGCGCCGCACUCGUCCAGAUGGCAAUUGUUUCUUCCGCGCUUUCGCCUACGCUUACAUAGAACACUUGAUCUCAGACAAGGAAGACUACGUCAAAUUUGUCAAGCUAGCAGAAGAAUCCAAAGAGAAGCUAGUUAAGCUAGGUUUUCCAAGUUUCACAUUAGAGGAUUUUCAUGAAACAUUCAUGGAGGUGCUUAAGCGGGUUGAUCCAACUACUGCCGGUUCUGAGCAAGUCCAUGGCGAGUUGCAUAAACUGUUUAAUGAGCAAGGUUAUUCGGACUAUGUGGUGGUUUAUUUAAGACUGUUGACUUCUGGCAAAUUGCAAGAAGAAGCUGAUUUCUAUCAAAACUUCAUUGAAGGCAAUUAUACUAUUGAGGAGUUUCGCCAUCAGGAAGUUGAGCCUAUGUAUAAGGAAUCAGACCACAUUCACAUCAUUGCAUUGUGUACAGCAUUGGAAGUCGGUGUACGUGUAGAAUACAUGGAUCGCGGUGAAGGAGGUUCCGUCAAGGCUCAUGACUUUCCGGAGGGUGCAGAUCCUAAAGUAUUUCUCAUUUAUCGUCCUGGCCAUUAUGAUAUUCUUUAUCCCAAUUAAGAAGUUAACCUCUUAAUUGUUCAAAAUUUAAAAUUAUUUAAAAGUUUUGAAAUUUUUUUGCUCACUCUGCUUCAUUAACAUUAAACUAACAUAUUAGAAAAAAAAUAUAUAUACACAUACUUUACAUCAAAAAUUACUUGUAAUAGCAGCAUGAUACAAUAUUUUGAAUAAAAAG
This is a messenger RNA of Teleopsis dalmanni, 1165 nucleotides long. RefSeq names its product ubiquitin thioesterase otubain-like. Bases 202 to 990 code for a protein of 262 amino acids. The transcript has 4 exons. Gene Ontology annotation, biological process: protein K48-linked deubiquitination. Lineage: Eukaryota; Metazoa; Arthropoda; Insecta; Diptera; Diopsidae. The record is from RefSeq and is a predicted model, not a curated record. Gene Ontology annotation, cellular component: nucleus. Gene Ontology annotation, molecular function: cysteine-type deubiquitinase activity; ubiquitin binding.